AUGCAGAAUAACAUUGGAACGAUGCAACCAUUUGAUUCCGAUGGAGACCCGCACGGUAUUUCCCAACGGUGGCAACGUUGGAGACGUUCAUUUAAAUUAUAUUUGACGGCCAAGGGAACGACGGCAGAUAGCUCCAAGAAAGCUUUGCUUUUGUUCACCGCUGGUGUAAAGGUACAAGAUAUUUUUUAUACUUUAGUGGGACUCGAUGAAGAGAAAACAUUUACCGAAACUUUAAAUUUACUUGAUGAAUAUUUCACUCCGAAAUCCAAUAUUCCUUUUGAAAGACAUUUAUUCAGGCAAAUUAAACAGACCAGUGAUGAAACGGUCGAUCAGUUUGUUUGUAGGUUACGUCAAAGAGCAACAACAUGUGGCUUCGGUGAUAAAGAAGAUGAUCACAUACGGGACCAAGUGAUUGAUAAUUGUCGGUCCAAUUCCAUGCGACGAAGAUUUCUCGAAAAGGAAAAUCUCGAAUUAAGUGAUUUGCUAAAAAUUGCAAGGGCAAUGGAAGCUGUUGAUCAUCAGGCAAAAGCAAUUGAAGCUGACGCAGAAUCGCACCAGGUGAAUUUAGUAAAUAAUCCAAGCCGUUAUACAUCUGUUACAGGAAAUGAAAGGGAAUGUUACUCUUGUGGCCGAUUCGGACAUUUUUCCAGAGAUAAGAUUUGCCCAGCAAGAGGUAAACGAUGCUCAAAAUGCGGAAGAAUGGGACAUUUCAAAGUUCGAUGUGGUAAAUUUCGAGGUAAACCUGCACGGCAACAAGGACAUAAUGAGCGAUGCCGAAACCAACCGAGAAUAAAUAAAAACGGUAAGCGGUUGAAUGAUACGAAUUGUGUUGAUUGUUCGAAUGACGAAAAUAGUGAGUUUACAUUCACCGUGAGAGAUCCAAUUCCUACCAUGAUGGAAUAA
Messenger RNA from Styela clava, 903 nucleotides. RefSeq lists its product as uncharacterized. The record is from RefSeq and is a predicted model, not a curated record. Lineage: Eukaryota; Metazoa; Chordata; Ascidiacea; Stolidobranchia; Styelidae.